Molecule: messenger RNA, 2679 nt
Organism: Salvia miltiorrhiza (redroot sage)
Lineage: Eukaryota; Viridiplantae; Streptophyta; Magnoliopsida; Lamiales; Lamiaceae
Exons: 6
Coding region: 1636-2445 (269 amino acids)
Source: RefSeq, a predicted model, not a curated record
GAAAACCAUUUGCUAGUCAGCCUGACAAAUGAUCGUGAAGGGAAUUUGCGGCUGGGAAAUUCGAGCUUGGCCAGCUGAAAAUAGGAAAAUAUCCCGAAAUUUGCAAGUUACUCCAGCCUGGCUCUUAUUUUGAUGUAAUUAACUAUUUCAGCCAGCCUGAAUAUAUCACAUUGAAUCCAUCUGAAUAGUCAAUUCUUCAAAUUGAUUAAUCUCCAGCCUGGCUCGAAAACUGAAAACGGAAGGGUAUCCAGCCUGUAAAUUGUUGGAGUCAAAUUGGUUUCUCUCAUUUUGCUUUUCCUUUUUUUUUUUUGGUUGGGUUGGUGUUGGCCCAAAUUGCUCGGCUGUCUAGGUGAAUCAAAGAGGAAAAUGUUUUCUUAUCUCUCUCCAGGCUGCCUUUCGUUCAAAAAAUGAGGAGAAGGGGAUCUCGCCUCUUUCUCUUUCAUCGCUCUUCCCGUUCGAGCAGAAUACGGCGGCCGUCGCCGUUUUACUGUCGGCGAAGUUCAGAUCGCCAGACGGAGGUCGAGACCUAACGGCGAUUUCGCCGGAGGUCAAAACUAAAAGGAGUGAUUAUCUCCCUCUAUUUGAGUAUCAUCCCGACUCGAUUUGGCUCGGUUUUUCAUGGGGUGUCGCCAGAGUUUGUAGAGCAGGUAAAUGGGACUGGGGGCGAUGAGUCCGAUGAGCAUUGACGGCGGUGUCUGCCGCUGCUUGAUUCGAGAAGAGGGGGCCGUUCGACGGCCCGCGCCCGUGGGGGAGAAGAGUUCUGGGAUGGAGGCGGCGCCAAUGCUUCUCGCCGUUUGUCAAGGAAGGACUUAACGGUUGCAGCCUGAAGAUCAAGGGUUCAGGGGCAGCGGUGACGUGGGGUUUGCGUCGUUAUGGUGGUCGUGUAAGGAAUUUCCCUAUACUUGAAUGGGAAGUACUUGUUUUUCUGAUUUGCUGCACUUUUGGUUUCUUUUGCGCCGUUUGGCAGUCGAGUGGUUAAGGAGACAGACUUGAAAUCCGUUGGGCUUCAAGAAUUUGGUGGCUGGAGAAGCCAGGUGCGCGGCGACGGCGUGGUAGACAGAGACGAGUCGCGCGGCGGCGUGGCGUUGCCGGAGGCCGUAGCUGAUUUGUGUGGCGUUUCGUGUAAGCUUGUGCGGAGGGCGAGGGUGGCCUUGGGACGCAAUCGUUGUUUGUCCAGCGACUUCAGCAUCUCCACAACCGGCGACUGCUAUCUACCUGAGCAGUUGGCUCGAAGCGCGCGAUGGCGUUGCGAUGUCGCCGACUGCCAGAGUCUUCGAAGGAAUUGCUUACAUCUCACUCUGUCUCUUUUUAUCUCUCAUUUUGUUUAUCUGUGAGGGAGCGAGCAGUACAAAGUAAGCAAGGGGAGCCUUUUGAACUGGUUUUGUGCUCUCUUGAGGUGGAAUUUUGCUCGAAAAGGAAGGGCAGAGGAAAAAGAUAGAUUUGAGAGAAAGCUAUAGGCCUCUUUUUGUAUAAGCUUGUCCGAGGAGGGGGCCUACCAGCUUGGCUUUCGAUAGUGCUAGCAAGAUCGAUUGGUUUUUAGGUUUUAGCGAAGAGGAUCGCCAAAUCUGUAACAUUUUGACCGAGGCCAACUUGCGAGUUAGCUCUUUGUGGAGCCGCGUGCCCGCAGAUCACAGGAUGUCGAAGUCAUAUGUUCCUCCUCUGCUUGGGAAGGGCGCUGCAAUGGACGUGAUCCGUAGGAAUAGGCAGAAGGCUGCUAGCUCGAGUGGUGCGGUUACAGCUGAUGUUACUGCAGCACGUGUCCCGCAUUCGACCCGUGUUUCGGCUCACAAGAAAAAGCGGUCUGCUGAGGUUGACCUCACUUUGUCCGACCGGGUGGACGAUGAUCCUGUCAACCUGUCAUUUCCGAACGUAUCGGCGCAUGCCCAGCUUGGACCUGUUCGAGGGGUGGCCGAACAGCUAUUACUCCCACGUGACCGAGAUUAUUUGAAGGAGAUGGGGAGUGGUAGCGUGGCUAGUGAGCUCUUCGAUCAUGCCUUCUUGAGUUUGCAGAAAGCCGCCUUCCUAAUGGAGAGAACUGGUGCUAUGGAGGCGGAACUUCGUGAGUUGAGGGCCGAGCGGGAGAACUGGAAGGGAGAGAUGACGGCUGUCAAGAAGACGCGUGAUGAGGCCCGUCAGGUUGUCAAGAAGUUGGAGUCUGCCAAGUUGGAAGAUGCUCGCCGGCUGGAGCGGGCUGUAGCGGACUGCAAGGAACUCGAAGCCAAAGUUGUUGCGUUGGAGCAACAAGUACUUUAUAAAAGCUGUGAGACGGAGGUUCGAGUUCGGGGCGAGAUGGCCUUGGCGUAUCUCGAGAAUCAGCCCCCCAAGACUUGGGAUGUCCAACAAUACAUCGAUGAGUUUAAUGAGUGGAAGGCUGGCAGGGAGGAGCAAGCGGCGGAGCUAGCUAGCAACUUGGCUGGGAUGACCACUGAAGACGAUCAUCCUUAGACGGGGAAGCUACAUCUUGAGGAAGAGACGUCUUAUCAUUUUUCUUGCACUGUUUGAAACUUAACUAUUUGACUAACUGCUUGUGUUGGUAUGCCUCCAGCUUGAACUUUUAGACCAUUGGGUCGGUUCAAGCUGUCUACUAUGUUGUGAUAUUUUCUUUGUGAACUCUUUGGGAAGUCAGCAUUAUUGUAUAUUUGUGAGAUUUUCCUUAUUCUAUGAGAUGCGAUUGCCUUA